Peronospora farinosa is the source of this 1719-nucleotide messenger RNA. Lineage: Eukaryota; Oomycota; Peronosporomycetes; Peronosporales; Peronosporaceae. The record is from the annotation of a GenBank genome assembly.
AUGCUUGGGUCCCAGACGUCAACGGAUACAUCAUCUUGCUCGUCUUUAUCUCCUCUUUCUUCUGAUAUGCUAAAAUCAUUGUCUUUGUCAUUGUACAACUCACUAGAAGAUGAAGACGCAGUUGAUGCAAACCAAGUGGACCUUGUGCUUGAAAUGACGGCAACUUUUGAUUACGAUGGAUUUCAAUUGCCGUCUAAAGUAACGCGAACUGAAGUGGAACGUGCAAUUAAAUCAUGUGGUGGCGAUGUGGCAAGAGCGGUGGACGACGUGCUGAGUCUCGUGGCUAUUAAGACGCUCAGUCAAGAGGACCAGCAGACACUGGAGGAACGCCAAGGAAGUGCUAAAUUACAGCUUACAGAGCUCUGUAGCGGUCUAGGAUUGAGCCAAGAAACGUCAUUCGUUGCAGCCCUAAAACAGCUGUCAGAGAGUGAGCAGAAUGAGCUCCUUGCUACAAAUGGGGCAUUCGUGCAGCAGCUUUUGCUGAGUCUGGACCAAGAUGACGACAGUGAAGAAGAAGACGUCCAUUCGUUGCAGUAUUUGCUGCAAAUGUACCCGGACUACAAGGCAGAUAUAGUGGAGGACGUGCUGGACAGUCAUAAUUAUGAUGUCGAUAAGGCUGCAGACGCGCUGCACAAUUUACAGGCGCUGAAUCAUGUGCAGAGUUAUGCUACGGUUGUAAAUGCCGAUGCACGGACUGCAUGGCAACAACGAGAAUUGGCUCAGAAUGGACCAAAAGUGGAAUCGUUGGGACAGUUUCCUGAAUUAGGGGCUACCAGCAAGACACUGCGGAAGAAAUUGAAGAGGCAGCAGCGCAGAAAAGAAGAAUUGCAACUGACGCCACAUCAAAGACCGCCGCCAAAACCUUCGCCUUUGUCUGUAGAGUACCCCAUGCUGCCGGCACGUACAUACAUGGCGACGGACAAAAGGAUGGCUGUGCACAAUGCAUGGGAUCACCAGAACGCGACUCGUGGCCGUCCGGAGUCGGGCAUUACGACUCAACUUAAGCUCGAACGGCUUCAAAAGCUACUGCCAAGCAUUGAUAGCAGCGUCAUUCGGACUACGUUCAUCCUAAACGGGUACAGUUCCGAUGCUACAGAGGCAGCCUUACGUGAAGUAUACAACAUACCGCUGGCUGGAAACCAACUGCCUGCACCCACCGUGGCUGAGGAAGUGGAAAUGGCAGCUGAUGCGGAGCAGAUGAUUGCUGCUACCAGAAGCACUCAUCAAUCGUACUGUGGUAGUCGUACGGAGCACUGGACCAUCGUUUCUAGCAAGCACAAGGUCAACGCAGCGAGAGAGACCCUCAGCAACCGCUACUGUGACGUCCUUGCAUCGUUCAGGCGUGGUCAACACGUUCUUGCUGUUGACCGUAUUCGAGAAUUGAGCAAAGCGCGUCGUGAACACCGCGAUGCCCAACGUCAGUGGGCUCACGACUACUUCCUGGCGCACGAAGAGCAUCUAAAACACCAGCGGCCAAUUGAUCUGCACGGUAUGAUUGUGAUGGAGGCCCUUUGGGUGGCUCGUGAAGCUAUCGAGUACUGCCAGACGCAUCGAAUUCGUCGAUGCUUGUUGAUCUGCGGUGUAGGUCACCAUUCGAUCAACGGCAAACCACGCAUCCUAACAGCGCUUCAGCUAUCCUUAACCCGACGGCAGAUCGCAUCUCGCGAGCUUAAUGGCGUGGUGACGGUGUUUCCACUCCGUUCAACGGAUUCGACCUGA